UUUUUGGAUCCCGUGGCGACGCGUCGGUAAUGCCACCGAGCACGGAGGGGCGUUUCCGUCCGACGGACGUCCCAUAAAUCGCCUCGUUCUAAUCCGCCGUCGUCGUCGUUAAUGGCCGUCUCCAAAGACCACUUCCUCCUCCCCGUGUCCAACCCGGCGGGUCGGCUCGCUUCCUUGCUUUUCUCUCGCUCGUAACUACUCGAACGUUCGCCCUUUUGUCACCAUCGGUCUCAGUCUUUGCCCAUCAACAAGCGUACCUUUUGAUCGGUUUCUUGAACCCUAAUUGGGGACCUUCGAGGAAGAUUCGUUCGAUUCGGUAUUAGAUUGGGAAUCAAGCGGGCUUAUCUCUCACGCUUGUGGUACUCGUUGGUCGGAUCGGGCGUUCCGAAUCCUUAUGCUGCAAAAUCUGUGGUUUUAAGGAACGAGUCGGCUUUAGGUGGGCUCUUGUGUUCGGGUGAUUCAUGGCGUGCGCCAGGAAGGGUGGAUCGACCUCUCAGUUAGAUAUUGAGCAGAUACUUGUGGAAGCACGACGUCGAUGGCUACGUCCUGCUGAAAUUUGUGAAAUACUCCAAAACUAUAGGAAAUUUCGUAUUGCACCAGGGCCGCCAAAUAGACCUCCUAGUGGGUCUUUGUUUCUUUUUGAUAGAAAGGUGUUAAGGUACUUCAGGAAGGAUGGGCAUAACUGGAGAAAGAAAAAGGAUGGGAAGACUGUAAAAGAAGCUCACGAGAGGCUAAAAGUUGGAAGUGUUGAUAUGCUUCAUUGUUACUAUGCUCAUGGUGAAGAGAAUGAAAAAUUUCAAAGACGAAGUUAUUGGAUGUUGGAAGCGGACCUCAUGAACAUUGUUCUUGUACAUUAUCGUGAAGUCAAGCUUCAGGAUAAAACAAGUCGAAGCCUUACUAGAGACGUUGAAGAAGUUGUGCAAGAUACUCAAAUGGAUAAUCCUAUCGUUGAAGAAGUUGUGCAAGCUAUGCAAAUGGAUAAUCCUAUCACUUCUAAUUCUGCCACAAGCCAGAGUCAGCUGGCUUCACAAUCUUUUGGCGUUGAUAGCCCCAGUAGUGCACACACUUCAGAAUAUGAAGAUGCUGAAUUGGCAUAUCUAAAGCCAAAUUCAUUGCACCACAUAGUUAUCAAACAAGUUCCAGAUACCACACUUUCAUUGAGAUGUGGCAGUAUGAUGAUCGAUGAAUGAUGGUUUUCACCUUUUGAACACAUGCUGCUGUUCCAUUGAUAGCUUAUUGGAACAUCCUGGAAUGAACUCCCGUAACAUUGUCCAACAGCCUUCCAGACAACUUUUCAAUCUUUGCACAGGCUGCCCAGAUGGAGGUUCAAGACUCGAAUCUUUGAUAUCUGGCAUUUAUAUACAUGUGGUCUCAGUGCAUGGAUAAUGUCACCAGUUCACAAGAAAAAUUACUUGGCAGGUAUUACCAAUAUAAAUUUUUGGCAACGUUUUACUUCUGCAUAUAACACCAGUAUGCAGGAGUUUUUUCAUUAUUAUGUUUUCAUGCUUUGACUGUCUGCUGUUCUUUAGACUACUUGCUUUUUUUUUUUUUUUCCCUUUGAAGAAUGUCUUCCUUGGCUUCAAAUAGCGCCUUUUUUGGUCUAAAUGUAUAUGCGCAAGUUCCAACUUGUGGGGGCCCAACAUGCUGCCACUAAUUAUUGCUAAAAGAAAUGAUAGCAUCACUGCCUAAUUAUUGUUAUACUUAUUAUGGGAAUCUUAUACAUGUGUUCUUGAUAGAAGGAAAGACUGGCAAUUGGUAUGCUCUUGAUUUUUUUUAUUUUGUAUUUCCUGAAGUAGACCAAUAUUUCAGAUUGGAUCGAUUUGUUUUUCUUAUUUUGUUAUGAAUCAUCAUAAACAGUAUUAUGACUUAGGGCAUGUACAUGCAUGUUUGAGGAAAGUUGAAUUUCCAGCAGAACUUUUAUUAAGCAAUAAAACUAUUCUGUAUCAUCAUGGAGUUUUAAUGCCAGUCUUCUGCUCACUACAAGAAUCAAUCAGUUGUUUGCGGCAUUAUUGUGUGAGAAACUGCAUGGUUGGCUUCUCCAAAACUAACAGCUGGUAAAAGCCUCAGCAUCGUAGAUGAGAAAGGGUUGUUUGCUAACUUUCUCAUUUAGCAGCAGUCCUCAGCAUAAAAAUGAGAAAAGAUUUUUCUUUUUGUUUGCUAUUCUCUCAUCACCAAAGAGCAGACUGUUCUCAUUUCUAUGGGUGGGUUCAUCAGCUGGAGCAGUGACAGAUACAACAAUUCCCGAGAACCCUUUUUCAAGAAUACCUGCAUAUUUAGCAUCUGCAUAUUGGCAAAGGGCAUUUGCUGAUUCAUCUUGAUUAGUUAUGUUUCAGAUGUUUCAAAGGGCAGUGACAUAAUAGAGAAUUCUGACUGCUAGAUGUUGCAGAAUUGUGCCCCGUCGAGGUGGCCCAUCGUGAUCCUUCUCUAUCUGCAGCUCGUAUCUACAACUCCCACCAGGAUAUGCAUGAAAAAUGGUUUGUCCACGAAGCUGGAGAUGACGGUGGUGGUGACUUCAUUGUUGAGCCGGGGACCUCCGUGAAGGCUUGGCCUUUUAGCUCGUGUGAUUAGGCUUUUGUGGCCUUCUGUUAUUAAGUAUCAGGUGCUCCGACGGCCACGUACAAAACAUGUGGUGGACAAUCUGAUCAAGAAGCGAGAUGCUGCAUUCACAUGAUCCUCAAAUUAAACCAUCUCCUUGUCGAAAUGUUUGCUGUAGAUUCUUUCGUUUCCUCGGGCCACUGGUCAUCCGCCGGAACUCUUUCCUUUUACACGCCAAAACACACUGCUCUUAAGGAGGAGUUUUCUUGUUCCAGGCAAUGUGACAGUCAGUAGUUGGGAGAUUAAACAUGAUGCAACUUUGAAUGCAUAUAAUUCA
Messenger RNA from Musa acuminata AAA Group (dessert banana), 2872 nucleotides. RefSeq names its product calmodulin-binding transcription activator 3-like. The transcript has 8 exons. Gene Ontology annotation, biological process: regulation of transcription by RNA polymerase II. Gene Ontology annotation, cellular component: nucleus. The record is from RefSeq and is a predicted model, not a curated record. Gene Ontology annotation, molecular function: transcription coregulator activity; double-stranded DNA binding. NCBI's taxonomy places the organism in Eukaryota, Viridiplantae, Streptophyta, Magnoliopsida, Zingiberales, Musaceae. The coding region runs from base 462 to 1190 and encodes 242 amino acids.